Mya arenaria is the source of this 5837-nucleotide messenger RNA. RefSeq names its product probable tubulin polyglutamylase ttll-15. The coding region runs from base 335 to 1924 and encodes 529 amino acids. Gene Ontology annotation, biological process: protein modification process. The transcript has 16 exons. Lineage: Eukaryota; Metazoa; Mollusca; Bivalvia; Myida; Myidae. The record is from RefSeq and is a predicted model, not a curated record.
UAUUCGAAUUAUGUUUGCCUUUGGCAUUCAUUUACAUAUAAAAAACAAAACACAUUUUUGUAAAAGGAAUUUAUUCAAAAUGGUUCAAAAAGUGUUGUUCCGUUAAACAGUUGACACUUUUGGGUUUAUAAUACAGUCAGUGUAUUCAAGGGAUUGUUUCAGCGCAGAUGUUGGAAUGAAUUACUGAUUUUUUUAUUUUUUUUAACAAACUCUGUGCUUUUCAAACAUUGCAUGCUAGCUUUUUUAUAUAAAGUUAAAAGGAGCUUUUAAAUGGUAGACUGCGAAAGGGGUGAGGCAAAAUAUACAUUGCAUUUACUGUGUGACAUAAUCCUUCAUGGACACCAAGCGACUUCACAGUGAUUCCUUCUCGGGUGAGUUCCAUCACCAGAAGAAGAAAUCAUGCCGGGUAACGAGACUAAACAUCUUGGUCGGCAUUGUCCUGUCAGUUGGGCUGCUGUUGACGGCAUUGAACGUGUACGAACUUCAGCAGAUGCGCGAGGAACACAUGUUACACCGAGAUGAUCAUCCCAUAACGAUUGUUGAAGGCAGUAUGGGCCGAAGUCCAAAUAAUUCCCCCGUGGUCUGGAUACUUGGAAAACAUAUGGAAACUGGCUACCUAACACAUGUGAAGACCGUGUUUGAACGCCUCGGUUUCCACGUAACAAAUGGUGAAGAUGACUGGGAUGUGUUGUGGGCUCAUGAUUACCCGUUUAUCACCAUGAAACACAUCAUGACUCGACUACAGCCUCAUCAGAGGGUAAAUCAUUUUCCCGGGUCGGGGUUUAUCACCAAUAAAGGCCAUCUGGCGACCAUGCAACUGGAGGCGUUUCCACGAUGUUUCAGGGUUCCAAAAGACAAGGAGAAGCUGUUGGAAUAUGCCAAAUCACAUCCAGAAACUAUGUGGGUCCAGAAAAAUAACAACCACCGAGGAGUUCGGAUAAAACAGCUGGAUGAGCUUGACUUUGAGUCAGAGGGAUCGUUCGUUCAGGAAUUUGUUGCCAAACCACUUCUCAUUGAUAAAAGGAAGUUUGACAUAGGUGUGUAUGUAAUCUUGACGAACCUUAAUCCAUUGAGAGUCUACAUCAUCAAUGAUGACGCCUUGUUCAGGUUUUGCCCGGAGGAGUACUACCCCUUUGAUAAGAACAAUGUGAACAAGUAUGUGGUCCACGAUUCCUAUACUCCCAUGUGGAAGAUUCCUUCUCUGAAAUCCAUGUACACCGACCAAAAGUACAGUUACAAGGAAUCUUUCAACAGGCAUAUGAUAAAUUCAGGUUACAAUGUUACAAAAAUCUGGAGCGAUAUUCAUGAAACAAUCCAGGCAGUGUAUCUGAAGAAACAAGCUGUUUUGAUACAAGCAGGCACAAAAUAUAAAUCAACAAGGAACUUUUUUGAACUGGUGAGGUUUGACUUUGUGUUGGAUGAAGACCUGAAACUCUUUCUUAUGGAGGUGAAUAUGUCCCCAAACCUCUCCACCAACCAUUUCAAGGGGAAUAAGCGGCUCUACCAACAUGUCAUGUAUAAUGUGCUUAGGGUCUCUAGAGUUGCUUCCCUUGUACAUAACCAUUUUCACAAUAGUGACAAUGAUGCUGAUGAGAUGUUGGCCUCUGACAAGGAAAUCACGGUGUUUUCCGAGUGGUGUUCAGCAUCAGAGUGUCAAGGGACGACGAAGUGUUCUGUCACGAAGUGUCGUCUGUGCAGCCACUGUUUGGAGUUGUCUUUGAGGACAUCAUUGAAGGAUGCGUACCUGGAGCAUUACAACAAGGGCGGCUGUAUGAGAAUAUUCCCUCCUACAAUGGAUCGCAGCGCAGCUCUGAAAUGGAGUCCAGAAAUCGAUCCAUUCAACCUUCAAAACCUCACUGCCAGAAAUAGAGCAAUGUACAUGUGGUUUAUUGGCAUGUGCAGAAAGGACCAGUCGUUCUGCUGAGACCUUCAGGGAGAGUUAAUUUAAGCAUAUAAAAAAUGUAUAAAACGUUUACGCAAUAUUGAAGAAGUAUGAUAAUUUUUGCAUUUAGUUUAAAUUGUUUUUGAUUUCUUUAUACAUGUAUGUGUUGGAAAAAAAUUAGUUCUUUGCUGUGAUUGUACAGAUGUAUUUUAGUCGAAAUGCCACAUACAGUUUAAGCACCACAUAUGAUUAUCCAAUUUUUUAUACAAAGUUAUUUUUCCUUGUCAAUUGUUUUUGAAAGCAAGUGUCUUUGAUACACCUAUUUUUAACGAAAGGUGUGUAGACUUUUGUAGACAUGAUUUUUUAAUUCUAUGCAGCAACUUUUAAAUAAUUGAUUUUAAGAUAUGAAUUUUACAAUAUAUAUUUUUUUAAUUUUGAGUCUGAAAAGACUAGAAAUGUUAGUGAAAUUUGGCAAAGCAAACACUGAAUUAAAUUUAAAUGUUUCCAACUCAAAAUAAAUCUUAGAUUUUUGAUUGUUGUCAAUACACAUAUUUUAAUAGCUCAAGUAGCACAACAAAGUAGAUCAUGUAGGACAAUUUUGAAAGCAUAAUUAUACGUGAAAUCUGUGAGUGAAAAUGAGUCCUGCAGAGGUAGAAUUGGCAUGUCCAUUUCUGCAAAAUAUUGUGCCUCAUUAUCAGGCAAUAAGAUUUAGACCAAUAUAAAAUAAUUGCUAAGUUUUCAUCCAAUCUUUUGUUUUAAAUGGUGCCGGAGGUGACAUUUUAUUUUUAUUUUUCUUAGUCAUUGGUCGUAACAAUUCUCUUUGUUUACAAACAGCUCAGGGCGAUACGCAAAUAUAUACCUUAGUUUUUUUAUUUGAGUCUAUAGAUUUUAAGGGGUGACAGAAAAAAGAUGGGGCAGGCGGGAAUGAAAAUCUAGCAAUGAAUUUAUAGUUGCCUUAUUUAUUUUUUUUAAACUAUAUCUUAUUCAAAUUUUACACAUUAUUCUAUUAUCCAAUUGCUUGUUUAAAUUUGGUUUCUGACGAUAAAACGGCUGCCUCCAUAGGACUCAUUUUUAUCAGACGCUGUCUCAUAUGUGUAAACACAGCAGUAUAGUGCCGUAGUUGUUAGAAUAGUUUCAGAUCUCACAUUCCUAUAAUCCAGAGUUGUGAUGUUUUUUCGGGUAAUUCUUGUCUGUGAUUGGUCCUAGCUUUGCAAUUUAAAGGGACUCACUCACAAUUUUUUUAUGAAUGCAAUGAUUUUUAUUAACUUUGUUGAAAUUGAGUUCUUUUAAAGUGAUACUCUUAAAUAUUAAAUGACUGGUGGGUCCUAAAAGAUUGACAGUGAUCAAUGAUUGUCUCAUGAGGUAGAUAUACCGUGUUUUCUGCGACUUUUUUUUCAAAUUAAACACGGUAUCCUUCAAGAACCGUUGUUCCCGAUAUUUAUUCAUCCUUUUCCGUACGUCUUAUUUUGGAGUACGAGUGCAUCUUUAAUUUCUUUUAUAAACAAACACCCAACACCAAAUGCUAGAUACGCCCCUGACAAAAUUUUGGAAUUCGGAUAUUUACAUGAAAAACUUCAGAAACAACAAGUGAAACAACACUUUUUGGCCUUUUUUUUAUAUCACCUAUUAACAUCAAUAAAGCUCAAGUUUGAAAUUUUGAAAUAUUUUAUCUUCGAAAUAAGCAUUUUUUCACAUUAGACAUGAAAUUAGUUUUUAUGUCUGACCCCAGAUGUCUUACUUCAUAAAACGUGACUGAGUCCCUUAAAUUGAAGCUGCAUUCUCUGUUGACUUGUCUUGUUUUGUGAAGUCUUUGUUAAUUUGUUUCAGCAUAUCAAAACAUUUACCACCUCAGUGUUUGAUUGUUUUACAUUCAUAUAAAAGAUGAUAUCUCACUGUUGGAUUAUGUUUGUGAACAAUUUAUCAUAUACUAGAUUUUAUAGCUCUCAUUUCAUACAAAACAAAACAUGACAAACAGUUAUAUUAAUGUUUUAUAUAUGUACUGUAACCCAUAACAAUAUCAUUUUGACUCUAAUUUUUAAAGGGACUAGACACCAGAUUGACCCAAUAUUAGCAAAUACAGUAUUUCGUCAAAACAAGCCUAGAAUAAUCAAUACAAACUACAUGUAGUAUGAGGCGGAUAAUACAUCAUUUUGCAUGAUUUGAAGAAUAUUUUGUCGCUGUCACAGCUGAGUUUACCCGUCAAAAAAAAAAAAAGCGCAUUCACCAGUUUAUAGUGUAUAUUUAGCAUGUGAAAGUCACGUAAUUAGUACAGAUACAUAUACAGAUGCUAUUUUUAAAUUUACUGGUAUUUUGUGAAGACAAACCCAGUAAAUUUCAAAUUGGAAAAAAGCUCAAAAACUGUGAUACAUACCCGGUACAUGUGAGUGAUGAGAUACAUCAAUAAGUAAAAUUCUAUGUGUUGUACACAAGUUACUGACAAUUCUCUCUUUUUCUUGCAUUUGUAUCAUCUGGUGUCUGGUCUAGUUUACCUACUAAGUUAUUGAAAUAGGUAUUUAUUAGCGUUUUUAAAUAACAGGUUCUCCAAAGAAUAUUUGCAGUAAUAUGGUAAUAUUUUAUCAUGAUAGCUUUAUCCGAUGUUACCAUUCAGAAUGGAGACUAAACUUCAUUUUACAAUUAUUCAUUAUUGCAUUAAAAAAGAAACUCACCUAUAAUCAAAAUAUCAAAAAAUACUUUUUUCAUGUCUUACAUUUUAUAUUUUACAAGAUAAAAUAUCAGAUUUUAUGUACAUUUUUGAAUCUCAACAUUCUUUGUUUUAAUGGCAAACUGCUGUACUAAUAUAUGUUUUUAUAUGUCUCAUUUUGACACUAUUUUGUAUCUUUAUAAUAUCAAUUUGAAUUUAUCAUUCCAUUCUGGAUGUACCGGUACUUGUGUUUUAUGACCGGUUCUUGUGAAUAAUAUUGCAAAGAUUCGAGGAAUAAUUUUUGGUACUAACAGCUUUUGGCUUAGCCCUAUGUAAUAAUAAAUACUCUACUUUUUAUAUAAUAUAUAUAUAUUUAUUUAUAUAUAUAUAUAUAUAUAUAUAUAUAUAUAAAUGAUUUUAAAUUUUUUUAUCAAUGACUUCAAACAUUUAUUGCACUGGCUUAUAUUCUUAAGGGUCUGCUGCAAGUCUUCAUUUUUAAAUCCAUUAAUAUUAAUAAAUACUUUUUUUGUUACCUUUUUAUCAUAUUUAUCAAUUUUAUUUACAUAUCACAAAUGUAUGAGUAAAGCUUAUUUCGAUUUCAGUUAAACAUUUCACAUUGUAUUACAAAUGCCUUUUUUAUAUUUUGUCAUUUCUGUUAUAAUUAUCUGUGUAUGCUUUAUUUUAAACUCAGAUGUUCAUAUACACAUGUAUAUUGCUUUUUGCCAUUUUGAAUCAUUGUGUUCUGCGCCAUAUUUUGUUAAAUUUACAGUAGUCAAAAUUAGCACAAGCCCGCAAGCCCUGCACUGGUGAAAUGCUUUCUGGGCAUGCUCAAAUUCUGGGCUUUAUAUAGCAGGGCUUGUUCAAAGAUGUGAUGCCAAGCAGUAGUAUAUGAAUUCGGGCUUGUUCAUCCAAGACUAAUUUCGAUGACUGAUUAUUACUAAUGGAUGUUUUUACAAUAGAUUUGUUUUACAUCAACUAAAGCCAUGUUGAAUUUCAGAAGCUUUAACACUGAUGCUUCAUUGUCCAAAUCUACGCAGUUUAUGUUUACUGUUUUAUUACAGAUUUAAUUUAAUGCCUCUGACUUCUUCAUAUAUAUUUAUCUAUAUUUCGUUUAAGACCAAUGUUAGUUUUGUAGACUAAAUUUAAUUUUAUCACUUAAGAAUAAUGAAUUACAUUUUUACAUGAAGUGAAUCUAUUAACAAUGAAAAGAGUAAGGUAAUACUGUUGACUGUGAAAAAAUUGUUUUAAAAAUGUUUGAUUAAUAUUAUGCAAACAUAUUAAUUUUGUUAUACAUUUGUAAUAAAAAAGGAAAAU